Uranotaenia lowii is the source of this 9726-nucleotide messenger RNA. RefSeq lists its product as uncharacterized. Bases 1056 to 6110 code for a protein of 1684 amino acids. The record is from RefSeq and is a predicted model, not a curated record. The transcript has 16 exons. Gene Ontology annotation, molecular function: calcium ion binding; laminin binding. Gene Ontology annotation, biological process: nerve development; morphogenesis of an epithelium; axon guidance. NCBI's taxonomy places the organism in Eukaryota, Metazoa, Arthropoda, Insecta, Diptera, Culicidae. Gene Ontology annotation, cellular component: dystrophin-associated glycoprotein complex; dystroglycan complex; sarcolemma.
GCAUAUGAAUAAUGUCUAGACAUUAGCCAAUCCAAUCGAGGCAAAUGUCAGAAUAGUUUUACGUGAACCAUAGCAACCCGUAAUGAGAAAAGCAAAACGACAGAAAACACAUGUGCUAAAAUAAUUAUUACACAAUUCACACCGAAAUGUGAGCAAAGUGCAACAAUAACAACAGAAGCAGCAAAAAGCGAAGCAAAAAAAAAAACACCGAAGACGAUAUCAAGUGUGGGCAACAACGAGCGAGUGAGUGUAGUCGUCGGUCGACAAUAAACAACAUCAACUUUACCUUACGGUUGGGUGGAGGCGACGUACCACUAAAUAGAAUAAGUAGGAAAAAAGCAAAAAAACAGCAAAAGGAAGAAUAGGUACAGAUGCGAAAGUGUGUUUUCAAGUGUGUUUUCCGUAAGGCAGAUCGGCUUGUUCAAACAAGGUGUGUUCUAAGCUUGCUGUGUGAGAAAUUCUGCUACCGACCAUACACCCAAGUGUUCGACUUUUAAUUAAACCUUCACGCUUCACGAGAGCUUCGGUCGACUGUUCAAGGGAUGAAGAAGCGUAAUUAACAAUUGGAUAGAUUGGUGUUGUGCAGAAAACAUCAGCGCUGUGGAAUUGCUAUCGAUUACUUUUCCUGUCUUGGACCUUAAGGAGCUUCCAGUUAACAGCCAGUUGAGCAGUCACAAAAAAAAAUACAAAAAAUAAGGAACGAAAACACUCAUCUUAAAUCACGACUACCGUGUACCGCUUCACCUUUGCCCUCCAACCUCUUGUUGAUGGAGCCCCAACAGCCGCUCUAGUUGUAUCGUCGUCUCCUAGACAAGACAGACUCCAGCUAGACCCAGCUUGAUUCGAACAUCGAUGCAUGGAAAGGCUUCCUUUUGAACCAAUUCUUCUAGUGAUAGUGAAGCUUUUUUCCCUAAAAUAAAGUUCAAUGAUUUAGUAAACAAUUUUCUAUUUAAAAAAAAUAAAACGAGUAGUGUUUCUCGAAACUAGUUCAUCCGAAUACGCUAAGCUAGGGAGUAAGUGAGAGUGAAACGUACGUAUUAUAUGAGUGUGAGUGCAUGCGGAGGGGAUUAGUCACAAUGAAUUUGCAUCGGCGGAGGCACACGUUUUGCCUGGCCCUGGCGCUAUGCUGCAGCAUCAUCAGUAUUACCUCGGCGGAGGACUUCCAGUUUGCCAGCGAGAAGGAGGAGGAAAUUCAGCCGAUGUUGGCAAAACCCGUAGAAGUAGUUAGUAAAGCUCAACCCAUCAAAUCAAUUUAUUCCAAGGAGAAAACGCACUGUCCAUCAUCUCAAAACAAAAUCAUCCUUUCGCUGGUGCUUCGAUCGCACAGUUGGGAGGAAAUUGUCGAGAAGAAACGUCAGAAAGCGAUCAACAAGCUGUCGAAAUUCUUCCUGGUUCCCAAGGAAAACUUCAUCAUCGACGACGUGGGCCGGGCCGAUAUUCACGAGAUGACCAGCAAUGCGAUCCGCCGGGGACGAAAUAGCUUCCCGGGUGGCAGCAGCGCCGUUGGCAGUCGAAAGCUUGGCCGAAUUGGAUUUUUGAUUGGCUGUGGGAAAACGAUUUUCCCGGAGGAAAAGCUGAUAGCCAACACGGUGGCACAGCAGAUGAAGGAGAAAGCGCUGGAUGAUAUUUCCGGUCUCGAUUUCGCCUGGUGGGCCAUCUGGAGCAAACAGCAUCCGACGGGACGCCAUCGGUCCCAAUCACAUUCGCAAUCACAGCUGCCCCGGCGAGUCAAACGACAGCAAGCCGCCGACGGGUUCGGAAACGAUGAAGAGGAAGACGAUUACGAGGAUUAUUACGAUGAUGAGGAUGAGAUUGAACCCACUGAAGUGCCUCAGCAUGCGCAUCGUCAUCAUCACGGAGAUAGCUCGUCACCUGUUCACCCCCCGCCAAGUAUCACUUCCACUAGCACUAGCAGCAGUAGCUCUCCCAAGACAAGUGGGGGCGGCGACGUUGGCGGCGACAAGAAGGGAUCGGCCAUGGCGGCGGCACUUCCGACGACCGAUUCCCACAGCAAAAAGGGUAAGAAGCUUGAUGGUCAUCAAUCUGCGGGGGCCAAAACUCAAACCGAAUCGAACGACCAGUUCGAUUUUACUCAGGCCGAUAUACGGGAAAGUGUCUCGCAGCUGGAGUCAACGAUUAGCAAGACCAUUGAGAACAACGAGGAACUGAAGAAGGAGGAGGAGAGUUUGCUGGCGAAGAAAGCUUCCAAACACAAGAAGAUCGAUAUCGAACGGAUAGUGGAAACCGAGCUGAUGCUUCCGGAUAUUGAACAGAUGAAGAGCGGCCGGGAUGUUUUCCGGGACGACUAUGUGAUAGAAGAUGUGGCGGUGACGCCCACUGUGAAAAAGCACUUUGCUACGAAGACGACAACCCGGAUGCCAAUGACGACAUUGAGGACGUUGAGUAGUAGUAAAAAAUCCACACCCUCAUCUUCCGCCACGACCGAAACCACAAGUAAGUUCAUCAAAAGUUCAUCAACAAGUUCCCGGGGCUUGACAACGAUGAUGACCAGUUGGCCCAGCACAGCAUCGACCAGUAAAAUCUCAAAAGUUGAGCCCACCACCACCCCUCGAAGCACUUCCGCCACGACGCCGGAAACGAGCUCAAUCAAUUCUGUUGUCUCUUCCUCCAUUGAUGACGAUUCGUCUAAAGAGGAUAAUUUAUCCAAUCAAGGGCUCUCACCUGACACUAAAUCGACACCAAUCAGCUCAACGACUACGAGGAGGACGGCAACGACAACAGAAAAGAUGACGACGACGCCGAAGAGUACCACAAAAAAGGCGGCAACGACCACAACUGAGGUCACAACGACGACCACAAGAGCUAGCACAACUCCUCCUCCAACAACCACCACCACUUCCGUCGCGACGCCAUCAACUGACGCCGCCGCCGCCGCCGCCCCCACCCAACUGGAAGAGUUUAAAAAAGAAACAGUCGAAGAGGUGUCCACCAUUUCUGCCUCUAACAAUCCGGCCGUCGCCGUUGGCCAUCAGGGACCGGCUAUCACUCGGUCUUCCGGUGGCAGCUCCAGUCCAUCAACAGUCGCCACUAACCAACAUCCUCCAAAUAGUAAACAAAACUAUAUCCUUCAACCACCCUUACUAACCACAAUUCCGACCGAUGGUGGCGCCAGCAGCAACAUCAAUAGUCGACAAGAGACGGCCGACGACGACGACGAAGAAACCGAAGCCGACGUUAAGCUAGACGCGAUGGAUGCGAAGCUAUUGCCGUCGAUACUGGAUGAUGCAACGGGCAACUCGGACAGUUCAACGAUUUCUAUCAGUUCUACAUUGCCUGCGACCCUGUCCAGUAGCAGCAGCCGUCAUGACUCGAGUCACGUAGGAACGCCAGCUUCAUCAAACCAGGAUGUUCUACUGGAAGAAGACGCUGCUAGCAACGAAGAGGAGGAAGAUGACGCUUACGAGUAUGAAGACUCAGUCAUUAUUACCGAACUUCCUAAAUCGGUGGUUCCCGAAGUUGGUACUUCGACGCUCUCGGUAACGAAGGAAACGAUUCCUCUAGAAACGGUUGAAACCAAAUCUAGUACCACACCAAUUCCGCCGAGUACUUCCUCUACAACUACUACUACUACUACUACAGAAAUUCCUUCAACGACUACUUCAACCACUCCUACAACUACAACCACCACAACGACAAGCAUCACUACUGAAGUCGCAACGACACCGCUGCUUGAGCUCGUAACAGUGCCAUCUAGAGUGGAUUUAGUUGAAACUACCAGCUUGGAUACCAUUACUAGUACUGCGGCAACGGGCAGUUCAGCUGCCGUAACUUCCACUGCUUCCUAUGGCAACACUGACACUACUACUCUCGUAUCAAAGAUCACCACUCCUCCGACGAGUGUAAGUAGCGUCAGCGGUGGUGCUGGUAAAUCAUCAGGCAAAUCGAAGGAAGAUACCUACGAGGACAACUACGACGACGAGUACGACGAUGAGCUGGAGGAGGAAGCAACGACGAUUGCGGUGCCGACCGAGGGCAGACAAGCGCCUGGAGGUGGUGUUGUGGUCCCUACUACUGAGUCCACUACUCCAGAACCGGCUAUUUCAUCAACCGUACCAAGUACCAGUACUACACCGACUACUCCGCCAACCACAACCGAGAGCACUACACCUUCAACCACCACUACCACAACAACUGCGGCACCGACAACAACGUCCACUCUCCCAACGACAACCGAACUGGACGAACCCACCAACCUGUUCCCGAUCAUUAAAAACCGCAUCCCGAAACAGGCAAUCAUCGCCGGCAAAGUUUUCAGCCUUCCGGUACCACUGGAGACGUUCUACGACAACGAAGACGGCAACAACCUGCGGCUGGAUCUGUUCGACAGCAACGGCAAUCAGCUGAAGCACAGCUCCUGGAUUCAGUUCAACCCCGUCACUCGCGAAAUCUACGGUCUUCCACUGGAAAAAGAUGUAUCCAAGUGGCACUACAUCCUGCAGGCCACCGACUCUGGAGACAAAACCGUCAACGAAACCGUCGAUAUCUCGGUUCAACAGCAUAAAUCGCAUCGAAGUGUUAACCAUGAAAUCAGCUUGGCUCUGAGACUGCAGCAGAAAUUCACCAAAAACGUCGACUGGCAGUUGCAGGUCAUUCGCGGUAUUGCUAAAGUCCUUGGAGAUGUCACUCUCACCAAUGUGGUGGUCCGAGAAGUCCGCAACAGUAUUCAGGACCCCAACCUGGCCACCUUCGUUUAUACCAACGAAACCCUGCCCAAGGAUCGCUGCCCCGAAGAAAAGCUGGACGAGCUGGUUGCCCAACUUACCGAAACUGCCCUGAACGAAGUCCUCAAGCCGGACAUCCUAGUCAAAUCAGUGCAAGGACAGCAGAUCGGUCAAUGUCUGAAGUCGGUCAUUCCAAGAGUCAAACCAACUCAGUCCACCAUUGCAACGAAAAAUUUUGCUCCGACCACCCGAAACCAAGUCGAUCGAGUCAAUGCAACCGUUGGACACCUGUUGGUGUUCAAGGUUCCAACGGAUACCUUCUACGAUCCCGAAGAUGGUGAAGAACUCAAACUGAAACUGCUGACCAACGAACGCAAUCCGCUCGAUCAGUUCCAUUGGUUGCAGUUUGACUCCAAGAACAACGAAUUCUAUGGUAUUCCGAGGAGUUUUGAUGUUGGACAGAAGGAAUACUUACUAAUUGCCGAAGAUCGCGAGGGAUUAACAGCAACGGACGCACUCAUCGUUGUCGUCCAUCAACCACACCAUAAACGAGAGCAGAGCGUCCUAUUUGAACUGACUCUGGACACAACCCACGAACAGUUCACAAUAGCCCUAGCGCAGCGUCGUUUCAUCGAGCGGCUAGCUCAAGUCUUCGGCGAUGCCAACACCAACUACAUUCAGAUAAAAAAUAUUCGACCAAUCCACCACACUGGACAAAUUCAGGUGACCUUCUACAACACGACGCUCUACCGUCAGCAUCAACGCUGUCCGGACGAGGAAAUCGAAGCCCUGAGGAACAUCCUCCUCUACCCAGACGGCACUAUCCGAGCCAAGGUACGAGAGAUCCUCGGACAGGAAUUCAGCCUCCAAAACGUUAGCCUUAUCCCGAUGGGUACCUGCCAAGGUUACGACACACCCAUCCACGUUACCAACGAACCUGAAAAGGCUCAACCUCCUCCAGUGCCCAAAGACGACUACCUACUCACAUUUGUCCUGCCGGCUGUGAUAAUCCUGGCCAUGUUGCUGAUCGCGUCCCUCAUCGCCUGCGUCCUCUACCGACGAAGGCUCACCGGCAAGAUGGAACUUGAAUAUAUCAAUUUCCAACCUAUCGCCUCCUCCCAACCAACCAAUUCUUCCCAAGGUACCGACGAGGAGCGCAAGUCGUUCCGCUCCAAGGGCAUCCCGGUGAUAUUCCAGGACGAGCUGGACGAGAAGCCGGAGAUCGGCAACAAGUCGCCGGUGAUACUCAAAGACGAGAAGCCGCCACUGCUGCCGCCCUCGUACAGCAGCACCAACAAUGAUGGUGAUAACGAGGACGUCGACGAGUACGUCCCGCCGCCGGCCGUCGUGAUGGGCGGACGCGAAUCCCGCGGCAAAUCCCCGGUUACCCCGUCCUACCGGAGGCCCCCACCGUACGUGUCCCCUUAGAAGCAAGCCCCGGGCGUUGCCGCCGCCGGCAGCCACACCAAUAGAAGCAUGAUGAUGGGCAAUGGUGGCGGCAGCAACAGCAACAGCAGCAGCAUUAGUGCCACAACAACAACGACCACGACGAUGACGGCAACGACCAAGACGAAAAUCGGGAAUGGCGCUGCCGUUCCUCAGCCGCCGCCACUUCCUACCUACAAUCAGCCGCCAGCGACGGCGACGGCGGCGUCGGCGGCUGGGUUUUUCCGAGGAUCAGCCGCUGUUGGUGGACGACCGAUCCUUCGGUAGAUUUUAAGUGAUGGAAGAGUUUUGGAAAAAAAAAACUAGCACAGGGGUGGUCGUCUUUCGAAAGGAUGAACAGUUAAGAGAAGAAUUUCGUAUUUUUGUAAGAAGUGACAGGAAGGAAGGGAGACGUAAAUCAGAAUCGGAUACUAGCUGAAGUAAUCAAUUUAUAGUCAUCAACCGUACGUUAAGACUCGAAGUUAUAUAUGAUCAUUAUUGGCAGAUAGCGCUUUUUUUCGUUUUCUUUUUGUUUAUCAAAAACCAAUGGUGAAAUAACACGUUUUUCGUUUAUACUUGUACACUAAUUGAUUCGUAAGCCGACAGUAGAACUUUCCUUUUUUUUCAAACAAGCCAGAUAGUUUCAACCUUUUCAAUCCCUCGAGGUUGUCUUAUAAUUUUUCGUGAAAAAAUUUACCCCGAGGGAAACGCACAAUCAAUUAUAACGAUUAGUUAUUAGUUAUAACUAGAGUUUGAACCAACCUUUUAUUGAAAAAAAAAUCAACCCAAGCAGUAUAAGAGAGCUUAAAAUGAUAGAAAAUUUAUCACAUACGAAUCAGUUUUUUCCCUAAACAAAAGUAAAACAAAAAUACAAUCGGCUAGAGGUAGGAUUAAUAUUAUUAAAACAAACAAAAAAAAAUAAGUAUGGAUAUUUCAUCCCGAAUUAAGAUUUAAAGUCUUCAUCGUAAAAUAUGGAUUAAAGUACUAACAAGAAGAAGAGGAAAGAAGAAAAAACACGAGCGGGCUUGUGAUUUUAUAAAUUACAUCAAAGCCGACAGUCGCAGCCGACAUUUAUCAAAAAUUCACGCUAAGCUGCUAAAUGUUUAGAGCGUAAAGCAACUGCAACUGCAUUAUUCGAUUAUCGGGACGAAGAAAAAAAAAACGUGUGUGGGUGAGCGUGCGCGAUUAAAAAAAAUAAUCAUUUUGAGUAAAUUACACAAAAAAAACAACGGAACACGACUUGCGACGAUCGCAAGAGAUAAAACUUGUAAAAAUUGAUCAUUAUUUCUUAGGAGCAUACAACAUGUAGGAUUAUAUACAGAUAUAAAUGUAGGCCAAGCGAAAGUAAAGAGAAAAAAACAAAUUAUUGUGACAAAAAAACACAACAAACUCGUACCCAAAUCGAAGGAAAAAAAUUGAAAUGUACCCUGUACUAAAUGGAAUGAACUUACUUCAACCCUGUUUUCCUAAAAGCUUUUACAGAACCAAACCGAUAAGGGUGUCAAACCUCCAAAAUAGAAAUCGAAUAGAAACCACUUUCGUAAAUUUGUAGCACAAGCUAAGAUCUCAUAGAUCCAUUUUUGAUUUUGUAUCUUGGUUUUUUUAAUUGAAAAUCUCUUAUUUGUUGAAUUACAGUCUUGGUCAAAUUCGAAAAAGCAAGUUAAAAAAAUUUCCAUUAACAAAAAAUGAAAGUUUGAGCUACAUUAAAAAUCAAUCUCCAAUGCAACUUUAAUUUUAUUUUUCAUAAAAUUUCUCAACACUCGCAACAAACUGCCAUAUUUUGUGAGAAGAAAGAUUUAAACGUUUGUCAAUGCUCGAUUCUCGAAUAUCGUUUUCUAUUUAUCCCUAAUUUUGGAAGUUUUUCCCGAGAACAUUUGGAGUAAAUCGAGAUAAGAUUUCCCCGGGCAUCGAAUUUACCCCCUCAAGCAGGACCACGCCAAAUAAAAAUAAAGCAUUUAACAAACACAACCAUUGGUUUCCAUACAUUGUAAACGUAAAUAUCAAGAAUAAAUAAGCACAUCCAUUUGAAGAAAAAAAAACAACAACGAUUUUACAGCUGAAAAAAUAGGGAAAACAAUCAGAUCCAUUUACGAAUUUGAAAAUGGGAAAACAGUCAAGUGUUUGGUCAUAGAUUUGCUUUUUCUGUGAAAUAAUUCAGAAAAAAAUCUUAUAAAACAUAUUUUCAAUCGACGUAAGGAUAUUGUCUUAUUUAAUUUAGAACUCUAUUCGAAAAAAAACCUAUGUAUUUUGAGAUAACGUGAAGGCAGAAAACUUUGUUCUUUUGUUUCGAUAUUCACGAUAAAAAUAAAAAUUAUUUAAGUCAAAACAACUUACUCAUCUGUACAGCUGUUUCGUUUAGAUGUAUUAUUGGAUCAUUAUUACGCAAAUGCAAAACAAAAAACGCCCAUAUUUCAAAUAACACACGUGUAGAAACAAGAAGAAAAAAAACAAAACUUAAGCGAAUAUACAAUUACGUACGUACUUUAAGUAUACUCUCUGCACCGACGAAGCUUAUUCGAUCUCUUUGUACUGCUAACAUCCCUCUGAAUUUUUCUAGACCCCCAAUCAGGAGAGAGAAAAAGUGAAAGUAAAAGGAAGCCCGAACCAAAAAUCUUACUGACUACCUAUAUUAUAGAAAAGAAUAAAAAUCAACCUUCCAGACUGAUCAAAACAACCCAAAACACUCACAAACAACAAGCACUUUCAACUUGAAUCAAUCUUAAACAAAAAAAAAAACAACUAAAGCAGGAAACUUUUCAAACCAUACUUGAACAGCAAAAAAUGAUAUGAAACGAAUGUCUAACCAAAAAAAACAGUGUCCACCAUGUGUCUAAAAUAGAAAACAAAAUGUUAAAUUAAUGAAAAUAAAAUCACAUCCAGAAACACACACAAAAGAAAAGAAAAACGGAAAGCAAAUGCCAGAAUAGAACGAUUAAAAUAGAAAAAAAAACAAUGACUCAAAACAUUAGCGAGAAACUUUACAACAAGCUGCUGUAUUAAGAUGGGAAAUAGUUUAUACUCAAGCACUGAUAGAGAAAUAUACAUGAGAAAAAAAAACUAAAGUAUAAAUCAAUUGAAGAAAAAGCCAAGACAAAUGUCUUCGUCAAAUGCCAUAUAAAAGUUUCACACGAGUCGUUCAAGAAAGAGAUAAAAUAGUAAAUGCACACAUACAGUCAAACAAAGCGAACUAGGUACCUAGUUUAUAGUUAAGGGUCAAUAGAGAAUCUCCCGAAAACGGACAGCUCCGAACGAAUGAAACUCACGAAACGUAAACACAACCAAGAGGGGAAGUUUGGAAGGCAGAGGAAGGCAAAGAGUAGAAAAAAAACGACGAGAUCGGACGGGAUUAGUACUAAGUAUGCCAAUAAGAAAUCCCGCGAACAGCUUCUUUCAAAAAAGUGACAAAACUGUGCGAAAUAAGAGAGAAACGAAAUAGAACAGAUACCUUUAAUGUCCGUUAGUCGGAUGUUGAGUGUAAGAAAUAAAACAGAUACAACCACACACACAAACUCACAUGCAGACACAAACUAACGCAAAGAACAGAAAUGAGAGGAGGAGAAAAAAAAACAAACGAGUAACCAAAUUGUACAUUUUUUUAAUAAAAUAUAAGAAAAGUAAA